AGUGCGAAAUGCAUUCUGGGUUUCAACGUAAAAUGGCGGUGCCUGUACGUGAAACGUGAGUGAUAUUUGGGUGUAUGAAUUGGAUUCCUCGGCGUUAUCGUGCAAAUGAUGAAAUAUAGAUGUAAAUAUUUACAACCUGCGUGAUUACUGAUAAACCACUAUUAUUGCUGUACUCAGUUGGUGACCUGGGAAAGAGGCAACAAGCAUUGUUUGGGUUUCAUGGUUGAAGAUGUCUUUGUUCGGGAGUUUUUUGAGGGCCGGGAUGACGUUUUGUCAUUCUACCCUUGAAUCAACGAGGCAUAUCUCCACAGGUGUAUGCAGAAGAAUCAGAAUGCACACCAUUCCAGCGCCCAAAGUGACGGACAGGUGGACGGAGAAGCGCAGCAUGUACGGUGUCUAUGACAACAUUGGAAUUCUGGGUGACUUCAAAGCCCAUCCACGAGACUUGAUCCUGGCACCGGUUUGGCUGAAGGGUUUCCAGGGCAACGAGUUGCAGCGUCUCAUAAGGAAGAAGAGGAUGGUGGGGGAGAGGAUGAUGACCGCCGAUCGCCACAACCUGGAGAAGAGGAUCAAAUUCCUUUACAGGCGCUUCAACAGAUACGGCAAACACAGAUGAUCAGAGUCCAGGACCUGAUCAAUAGCUUUGAUCCAUCGUUGCGCGUGACUGGCUAACUUAUCACUCUUAGACUGACUGGUAAUUAUAGCUGCCCUCAGCUGCAAUGGUUGACCUAAUUAAUGUUGUGAGACUUCAUCAGCUGUUGCUUGACCAAUAAAUUGAUGGCCUGGUGAAUGCUGUGCUAGUUAUUUUUAUUUUUCAGUUUUUUUUGUUGUUUGUUUUGUGAGGGAUGCAUAAAUAAACCAAAUUAAAUUGU
Molecule: messenger RNA, 872 nt
Organism: Conger conger (European conger)
Lineage: Eukaryota; Metazoa; Chordata; Actinopteri; Anguilliformes; Congridae
Gene: mrpl51
Product: mitochondrial ribosomal protein L51
Exons: 4
Coding region: 230-616 (128 amino acids)
Biological process (GO): translation
Cellular component (GO): mitochondrial large ribosomal subunit
Molecular function (GO): structural constituent of ribosome
Source: RefSeq, a predicted model, not a curated record